AUGGAGCAAAAAUCUGGUAUGAAUUGGUUCAAGGAUGGUGAUAGAAACACAAAAUAUUUCCAUACUCAAGUGAAUGGUAGAAGGAAGAGGCUGCAGCUGAAAAGAGUGCAGAAUAAUGCAGGAAACUGGUUCGAAACUACUGCAGAUAUGGCUGAUGAGGCAGUCAGGUUCUAUCAAGCUCAAUUCCAUGAGGACUCAGUUCCUACAGCAUUUGGUAUAUUGGAACAUGUCCCUUCUAUGGUGGAUAGUUUUCAGAAUUCAGAACUGGUACAACAACCUACUAGGGAGGAGGUCAAAUAUGCAAUUUUUGGCCUAAAUGGUGAAAGUGCAGGAGGGCCAGAUGGUUUUACAGGUUGCUUCUUUCAAACAUGUUGGGAUAUAAUUGGAGAUGAUAUAGCAGAGAUGGUGAAGGCCUUUUUUAAUGGACAUGAGCUGCCCAGAGAAAUACAUGAGAGCUUAGUAGGUUUGCUACCUAAAUUAAUAGCAGAUGAGCAGGCAGGCUUUGUAAAAGGGAGGAGUAUAGUAGAAAACAUCUUGUUAACUCAAGAGAUAAUCACAGAUAUUCGUUUGAGAACUAAAGCAGGACCAAAUGUUGUCAUUAAACUGGACAUGACAAAGGCCUAUGAUCGAUUGUCCUGGUUGUUUUUGACAAAGGUUUUGAGGAAGAUGGGAUUUGGUGAAAGAUUUAUAGGGUUGGUGUAUGGCAUAGUAUCAAACAACUGGUACUCUGUGCUUCUGAAUGGGCAGCCUCAUGGAUAUUUUAGAUCAACAAGAGGUGUGAAACAAUGUGAUCCUUUGUCACCUACUCUUAUCAUCCUUGCAGCUGAAGCAAUGUCUAGAGGACUGAAUUCUUUACAUAAGAAUCUGUAUUUUUGUGGAUUUGGGAUGCCCAAGUGGAGUCCAAAAAUAAAUCAUCUUGCUUAUGCAGAUGAUACAAUUAUAUUUUCCUCAUCAGAUGCCAUUUCAUUGCAGCUUAUAAUGAAUGUAUUUUCAGCUUAUGAAGCAGCUUCUGGCCAGCUCAUAAACAAGAGUAAAUCAGCUGUGUAUUUGCAUCAUUCUGCUAGUGAUGAAGUAGUGGACAAGGUUCAAAGCAUUACUGGUAUUCCUAGGCAAGAGUUUUCUUUCACAUACUUAGGCUGUCCAAUCUUCUACCUUAGAAGAAAAAUGGAUUACUACCAAGGGCUCAUAACAAAGGUGAUGGAUAAACUGCAGAACUGGAAAGGGAAGCUACUAUCUAUUGGUGGAAGAGCUGUACUUAUAUCACAUGUGCUACAGAGCAUGCCCAUCCACUUCCUAUCAGCAGUGAAUCCUCCUGCAAAUGUGAUUAACAGGCUGCAUAAAUUUUUUGCACAGUUUUUUGGUGUAACUCUAUUGGGGUUGCAAGUAGACAUUGGGCUUCUUGGAGUACCCUAUGCUUACCAUGUGAAGAGGGGGGUGUUGGCUUCAGAUCAUUACAUGAUAUGUCCACAACUUUGUUUUGCAAGUUGUGGUGGAAUUUCAGAACAAAGUCUAUGGAGUGCAUUUAUGAGUCAAAAAUACUGUAAGAAAAUCAAUCCAAUGGUGGUGCCUUGGAGAUAUGGAUCACAUGUUUGGAGAAAGAUGCUGGAGUGCAGGGAAAUUAUUGAACAUCAGAUCCUUUGGCAACCUAAAAUGGGGUCUACUUUAUUUUGGUUUGAGAACUGGACAGGGUUGGGUGCUUUGUACUUUGUCACACCACCAGAUUUUGUGUGUGAUGAAUCAGUACAUAAUAUUUGUGAUGUGGUGUAUGAGGGACAAUGGGAUGAAGAUAAGAUUAGAGAAAUUUUAUCAGAGGACCUUGCUACACAUAUUCUGGAAAACAUUCAACCACCUGUGUCAAAUGAGAAUUUAGAUAAACCUGUGUGGAUGCUAGAAAAUAGGGGUGAGUUCUCUGUUAAAUCAGCCUGGGAAUACCUAAGAAGAAGGCAAGAAUCAUGCAGUGCAUACAGGAAUAAUUGGGUCAAAGGACUACCUUCUAAGAUUGCUUUUUUCAUGUGGAAGAUAUCUACUACCAUUCAGUCCCUCAUCAAGCUAAGGAAGCCAGGAAUAAAAAAUAUUCCCUCUAGAUGGCCAGAUAUGUUUAAGAUGAUGGAGGAUUACACUCCUACUCUGAAGUAUACAAACGUGUUGUGGGAACUGCCAAGACAAGGCUGGAUCAAAGUUAAUACUGAUGGAGCAGCUAGAGGCAAUCCAGGAAGGAGUUCUAUUGGUUUUGUUUUGAGGAGUGAAGAUGGAGAUGUGGUCUAUGCAUGUGGAAAGGAAAUACCUGAAGGUUCAAAUACAGUUGCAGAAGCACAAGCCAUAUAUGAAGCCCUAAAGUUCUGUUUGGACAAUGACUAUGUACUAAUCGACUUACAUACUGACUCAAUGAUCCUAAAGAAUGUAAUGACUGGAGAGUGGAGGCCUCCUUGGACUAUAGGGGUAAUUGUAGAGGAGAUUAGAGGGAUGAUGAGUAGAGUACGUAUAACAGUGACACACACUCUUAGAGAAGGCAAUAGUUUAGCUGAUCAUAUGGCAAAUUAUGCACUGGAUGUUGGGCCGGUAGAGUGUCAUUGUUUUGAAGAUCUUGAUGCACAAGGAAGAAGACUGGUGAAUAGUGAUAAAAUGCAAUGUCCAUACAUUAGAGUUACAGUUGCAAGGAAUUAG
This is a messenger RNA of Nicotiana attenuata, 2664 nucleotides long. RefSeq lists its product as uncharacterized. The record is from RefSeq and is a predicted model, not a curated record. The coding region runs from base 1 to 2664 and encodes 887 amino acids. Gene Ontology annotation, molecular function: nucleic acid binding; RNA-DNA hybrid ribonuclease activity. The transcript is spliced from 3 exons. NCBI's taxonomy places the organism in Eukaryota, Viridiplantae, Streptophyta, Magnoliopsida, Solanales, Solanaceae.